GAAUUGAACUCCCCGUAUCCUAUUAUUGGAUUUUCGCCUGCCCUUGAGGAUGGUACCGAGCUACAUCAUCUCCAAAAUCUUGUCGACGAAUUAGUGGAAAGUGAAGAAGUUUUUUUAGUGUCUAUGAAGCUCUUGAGGGCAUUCUAUAUCGACCCUAUCAUUGACGAGAGACGAGAACUAGGCACCCCAUUUCUCUACUUUAAUACCGUCUUGCACGAACUUGUUAAGCAUCAUGAGCAAGUACUUCGUUCGAUGCAUGAAAUGAGGAGAUCCAGCCCAACAAUUAGUGAUUGUGCAGUAAGCUUAACUACUCUAGUGGGAGAAGUAGCUUUGGACCCCUUUCUUUCUGAUGAAUAUUACAAUGUGCAUAAAUUGUUCAUGAAACAUAUGGAGGACAAUUCAAAGUAUCCCACCCAAAGCGUUGAGCUAGAUGUUCGAUGGACAAAAGCGUUAGGUAGAUAUCUAGAAGCAAUACAGCCCUCGACCAAACGGCUGGAUUUGUCAUUUGAAUCACUUAUGCAGAAGCCUAUUGCCAGGAUUGGCAAAUACAGAUUGUUACUUGACAAUAUUUCACGGUAUGCACCAAAGGAUCUGGAAAGAAUAGGGCAGAGUCUAGAAGAAGUAAAAUACAAACUAGGAAGGGUAAAUGAUUCGUCUAAUUUACUUAAAGAAGAGCCAACUUCUCAUAUCAGCCGCUUGCUAGAGUUUACAAAUGUAAUGUUCAGUGGAUCACAAAUUACUCCAUCCUUCUUCGGUCCUUUAAUUCUAUGUGGUGCCAUUCAUAUAGUUUGGUUUGCUAAUAACCUGAUUGAAUCUGCUAUGUGUGCCAGUUUUCUAUUCAAAGGGCAUUUGAUACUUGCAGAAACCAAAAAGAGAAAACUGAAGUGGCGUGGAGCAGUUCAGCCGCUUUUCAUAAUUUCGAUGGCUCGAUGUCAGUUAUCUACGGAUAAUGAUGGAGGGUUAUUCAGUCUAUACCCGUGGGUAAUAAAGUUGAUAUUUGAGGAAAGCAAUUGUCAUUUUGAAAUACUAUUCACUUUUUGCACCAUGCAAGAGUACCAUGUUUGGCUCACCUACCUCACAAUAAUGGUCGAGGUUGUUCAUGGACCAAACAAGCUUACCUUCAAUGAUAGCUUUGAAUAUCUUAUGAAGUACCCCUCUAUUCAGCCAUGCGAUGUUUCUGAUUUUAAGGCUAAUAAUGUUCAGAAACAGCAAUGUUACUAUCAAGAUUGGAAACACAUUCGAAUAGUUGUUGAU
Messenger RNA from Suhomyces tanzawaensis NRRL Y-17324, 1254 nucleotides. RefSeq lists its product as uncharacterized. Gene Ontology annotation, biological process: regulation of GTPase activity. Gene Ontology annotation, cellular component: cytoplasm. Gene Ontology annotation, molecular function: guanyl-nucleotide exchange factor activity. NCBI's taxonomy places the organism in Eukaryota, Fungi, Ascomycota, Pichiomycetes, Serinales, Debaryomycetaceae. The transcript has a single exon. The annotation marks the transcript as partial. The record is from RefSeq and is a predicted model, not a curated record.